Molecule: messenger RNA, 840 nt
Organism: Nicotiana tabacum (common tobacco)
Lineage: Eukaryota; Viridiplantae; Streptophyta; Magnoliopsida; Solanales; Solanaceae
Source: RefSeq, a predicted model, not a curated record
UCUUCUGGAUAUUGCUGAUGAGCAGACACCACUUCAAAAUGCUUUUCUUCUUGCUGACGAUGUACUUUGUCAAGGCGUUCAAGGAAUAUCUGAUAUAAUCACUAUACCUGGGCUGGUAAAUGUGGAUUUUGCAGAUGUAAAGGCAAUCAUGAAAGAUUCUGGAACUGCUAUGCUUGGAGUUGGGGUUUCUUCCAGUAGGAAUCGUGCAGAGGAAGCAGCUGAACAAGCAACUCUGGCCCCUCUCAUUGGAUCGUCAAUUCAAUCUGCAACUGGUGUUGUAUAUAACAUUACUGGAGGAAAAGAUAUUACUUUGCAGGAGGUGAAUAAGGUGUCCCAGGUUGUCACAAGCUUGGCUGAUCCAUCCGCCAACAUCAUAUUCGGUGCUGUUGUGGAUGAGCGCUAUAAUGGAGAGAUCCACGUGACUCUAAUUGCAACUGGUUUCGCACAGUCAUUUCAGAAUUCUCUUCUAACUGACCCUCGAGGAGCAAAGCUAGUUGAUAAGAGCAAAGGAACCACAGAAAGAAUGGUAUCACCUGAUACCUUGAGGUCAUCAGACUCUCCUUCCACGAAACCUCGACCAGCUGUUCGGAGGUUGUUCUUUUAGCUCCUUCUUAGUAUGUUAUCUCUUCAUUCUUUGUUUUUAGUAAUUAUUUUUUUGGGAUUCCUUCACUUCUUUGUACCGCAACGGGUCAGAUUGGUGUUUACAUGUGGCUGUAGAAAUCAUGACGAGUUUUAUUAGAUGCAUACCAUCUCUGGUCUGUUUUCCUAUUAUAACGUGCCUGUAACAUUUUUGUAUCAGCUGAUUAUUUCCUCUCUAGCAAAGCAUGGGGAUUCAUAAUA